UGCCAAGGAGUCUGCACCCUUUCAGCCUGGAGCUUGUGAAGAAGGGACCUGGCUCCAGAUGACACUGAGACCUAAUUAUAUGAGCACCUGCCAUGAACCGAAAGAAGCUACAGAAGUUGACGGACACCUUAACUAAAAGUUGCAAGCAUUUUAAUAAAUUUGAAGUGAACUGUCUUAUAACGCUUUUCUAUAACUUGGUGGGAGAUGUAGCGGAAAGGCCAGGGGUAGUCAUUGGACUAGACCGUAAUGCAUUUCGGAACAUCCUGCAUGUGACAUUUGGAAUGACAGAUGACAUGAUUAUGGACAGAGUAUUUCGAGGUUUUGAUAAAGACAAUGAUGGCUGUGUAAAUGUAUCAGAGUGGAUUCAUGGAUUAUCACUGUUUCUUCGAGGGACUUUAGAAGAAAAAAUGAAAUAUUGUUUUGAAGUGUUUGAUCUGAAUGGUGAUGGCUUCAUUUCAAAGGAAGAGAUGUUCCACAUGCUGAAAAACAGCCUUCUCAAGCAGCCCUCUGAGGAGGACCCUGAUGAAGGAAUUAAAGAUUUGGUUGAAAUUACACUUAAGAAAAUGGACCAAGACCAUGAUGGGAAGUUGUCCUUUGCAGACUAUGAGAACGCUGUGAGAGAAGAGACUCUUCUGCUGGAAGCCUUUGGGCCAUGCCUGCCUGAUCCAAAGAGCCAGAUGGAAUUUGAAGCCCAAGUAUUCAAAGAUCCAAAUGAUUUCAAUGAUAUGUGAAUUUGUAAAUGUACUGUUUUGAGGAAGUACAAAAGAAGCACAUUAAGUUCAUCUGUUCUCAGUUCAGGAGAUGCUGUGGUGAGAUUCAGAUCAUUUGUAUGUAUUCUAUUUCAGCCCUUCUUCAGAGAUGCUGGGUUUGGCAAGAGACGUUGACAUUGCUAGAACAUUUUACCACAUGGACUCUUUUAAGACACAUACCUGUCAUAAACCUCCAGAUUAAUCAAAGCAAUGAACAAAUUAUGUGGUCAUCACUUACAGAGUCUUCAUGUCAGAAAUAUUUUGAGUAUACAACUGAAAUAUUGUUGAAACUACAUAGCUUCCUUCAUAGCAGUAAAUGAUGAGGAUGAUACCCACAGAAUAAGAACAUGGCGGAUACAAGGGGUUAUAGCAAUAUGAAAAACAAUUAAGCCCGUUUAUUAUGCUUUCUUCUGUUAUAUAAGGCUUUACUUAACCAGCUCAUAGGCAUUGCAGGGCAAAGAUUUUGUCACACAUACCUCAUGGCCACCAUGGCAGUUAGCAUUUUGCAUGUAAUGGGCCCUCAAUAAAUAUUUCAGAUUGGACUGAAAACAGUAAUGUUCCAUACAAUUGCCUCCUGUCCAGCAGAGAGAGAGGUCUGCUGAGUCCAUGGGCCUAGUGUUCAGUUAUUCUCCAGAUAAGCAGAAAGAGAAGUCUGCUCUCUCCAUAGGCCAGCUUUCAGUUAAUCUCCAGAGGCAUGCUUAACCCCUGCAUUGCAGUCAGAUGCCAAGGCCCUCUCUGCUAUGACGUCUAGUGUCACACCACUCUGACCUUGCUAUAGUCCCUUUACUACCACCGUAUGCAAUGCAGUGUCAUGGUUCCACACCGCCUGGAUUUCCAGUGCACAACCCCUUAAUAGGGAUCAUAUCAUAUUAUAUCCUAAUGAUGUCUGACAGAUGUGGCAUCUUGAAGGCUCUUGUGGAUGCUGUGGGCAUCAUGGGGCACUGAAAUAGCUCCCCUGCCCAGGUCUCUGUAAACUCCCUUAUGCCCCUUGGUACUCACAGGAGAGCAACUGAGAGGGACAACAAUGUGGUACCUACUUCUGAAUAUACAAGCUCUAGAGCAUUUCCUCUUCCUUGUUAUAUAUGCAUUAUUAAGUUUGUGCAAAGGUUAUAUUGUAUACAGAAAUUGACUAUUACUAAUAAGUAGAAUAAGCAAUUUUAUAAAAUUAACUAUAUUGAUAUAAGGGUCUUUACAUAAACAUUCUGUAUGAGAGUUA
Molecule: messenger RNA, 1965 nt
Organism: Onychomys torridus (southern grasshopper mouse)
Lineage: Eukaryota; Metazoa; Chordata; Mammalia; Rodentia; Cricetidae
Gene: Clxn
Product: EF-hand calcium binding domain 1
Exons: 6
Coding region: 93-731 (212 amino acids)
Molecular function (GO): calcium ion binding
Source: RefSeq, a predicted model, not a curated record